This is a messenger RNA of Vicia faba (fava bean), 1107 nucleotides long. Lineage: Eukaryota; Viridiplantae; Streptophyta; Magnoliopsida; Fabales; Fabaceae. The record is from the annotation of a GenBank genome assembly.
AUGAAAGAGCUCUGUAGAAAUUUCCAGCGAGGCAGUUGUACUUAUGGAGAAAGGUGUAGAUUUCUUCAUCAACAACCAAAUCAACAGCAGCGAAAAUCUAAUGCUUUUGGAGGACAGACCAAUUCAUACCAACAACCGAAUAAAAACCCUUUUGGAUUUGGGUCUGCUUCUGCCUCUGCUCCCAACCAACAACAAAAGAACAACCCUUUUGGUUUUGGAUCACAAAACACCUCUCAUUCAAAUGGGCCCCCUAAACCAAACCAAUUCCAGCCUUUUGAAAACAAAUGGAGUCGAACGUCAUCCAAACCCCAGAAUGGCACUCAACGUCCCUCUGAUAACAAUUCCCAACCAGUGAAUCAUAAAUGCACAGAUCCUGAGAUUUGCAAGCGCCAGAUUGCAGAUGAUUUUGAGCAAGAGAAACCACUUUGGAUACUUACAUGCUAUGGUCAUUGCAAAGGUGCUCCUUGUGACAUUAUUGGAGAUAUUAGCUAUGAAGAAUUAAGGGCAUCGGCUUACGAGGAUGCUAAGAAAGGAAUGAGUUUGCCAUUAAUUGUUGAAAAGGAGAGAAACAUACUAAAAUCAAAGUUGGCUGAGUUUGACAAACUGCUCUCCGAACCCUACAAAAUGCCUCUGAAUUCUUCUCUUGACAUUCAAAAGUACCAACCUAAUGGAGCCAAUGCAAAUGCAUUUUCACCAGCUACUCAAAAUAAUGGUCCUUUAUCAGUCUCAAGCUUUAGCCAACUGGGUGCUUCACUGAACACUGGGUUUGAAAGGCCCUCUGCACCACAAAUGACCACUCCAGCCCAGCCUAAUUCCUUUGGAAGUGGAGGAAACAUAUUCGGCAGUGGAAUCUCAGGUGCCCAAAACAACAACCCCUUUUCUACUCCAGCGACAAUGUUUCCAGGAUCAACUUCUCAAUUCCAACAAACAUCCAUUGCGUUCAACAACACUAGCUCCACCACAAUGCUUCAGUCAGCAUCAUCAGAUGUUCAGUUAAAUACGUCCCAAGUGGAGAAUGCGUCCGUAGAUGAAAGUAUCUGGUUAAAGGAGAAAUGGAAUCCUGGAGAGAUUCCUGAAGAAGCUCCUCCAGACAGAUUUAUUCGGUAG